Molecule: messenger RNA, 2075 nt
Organism: Capsaspora owczarzaki ATCC 30864
Lineage: Eukaryota; Filasterea; Ministeriida; Capsasporidae
Exons: 2
Coding region: 33-1955 (640 amino acids)
Biological process (GO): transmembrane transport
Cellular component (GO): membrane
Molecular function (GO): transmembrane transporter activity
Source: RefSeq, a predicted model, not a curated record
CUAUUUUGUUCUGUUUUGUCUUCCUGUGUUUGAUGAGUGAAACGCGACCACUGCUUGACAAGAGCAGUCGCGCGUCAAGUUUGGCAUCGCAGCCGAGCAAUGGAUCAUUUGCAAAACCACCACUCGUCGGACCACCAUCCAUACACGGAGGAAGCUUUGCGGCGCCGCCAGAUACGAGCAAAUCGCAAGCACCACCUCAGUGCCAUGUCUACAAGCGUCGCUGGUACAUCUUGUUCAUCUUCUCGGUGGCCUCGUUCAUGCAAAGCAUGGUGUGGCUGACAUACAACUCGGUCAACGACCAGACCAAAGAGUACUACAACAACACCAUUGACGACUCGCAGGUCGUGCUGUUUUUGACGUGGGGCCCAGUGUUUUACAUUCCCGUCGUCAUGGUCGUGCCGUAUCUGGAGAAGCGACUCGGUCCCAAACGCUCGUGCCGUGUUAUUGUAUUGGCAGCUGCAGGCUUGACGGCUGCUGGAUCUGUGAUUCGUCUCAUUCCGUGCUGGUUUUCCGUGUUGCGCGAAGAGUACUGGCGCUAUAUUUUUUUCGUCACGAUCGGUCAGAUUCUCAACGCAUGCUCGGGCCCGUUUGUCAUGGCAUCGCCUUCCAAGCUAUCGGUGACUUGGUUUGCUCCCAAUGAGCGCACCUUUGCGACCGCCCUCUUCAUUGUGUGCAACAAUCUCGGUACCGCCGUGGGCAUGCUCGUCGGACCCUACAUUGCCCCGACCGCCUCCGACGUGCCGCUGCUCUUGUACAUUAACGCGGGGUUGAGUGUGCUCACGUUUGUGGUCAUUCUCGCCUACUUUCCGGCUGCUCCGCCGCUCCCGCCCACUCCGUUGCUGCUGGCUCACCCCGUCGAGGCGACCGAGGCGGCCAUUGUUGCAAUGGGACCACACAUUUCAACGCACGGCGUGCUGCAUCUGCAGCAACACCCGACAGAGUAUGACGCGGCGUACUUGGAAAGCUCGCUGACCUCGGCCUCUCCGUCCUAUAGCACAACACGACUCCCCAGCCACUCGCAACACAGCAAUCAUCCAUCCAACAACCUCGGCCAUGGCCAGCAGCAAAGUUUGUCGCACUGGCCAGCCUUGUCCAGCUCGACCUCCGAGUCCUCGCGCUCCCGCUCGCCCUCGCCGUCGCUUGCGUCGGUGGCAGCGUCCAUCCCUCAUGUGGAUGACCCUUCCGACCAGGACGAAUUGCUUUUCAGUCGAGGAGUGCAGCCAGAUUCUCCCAGCGUGGCGUCAUUCUCCGCCGUGUCCAUGAAAGGUCCGGUGCACAAGCUGCCCAUGAGUCUGGAGGCGCUGACCCCCGAGUGGGCUCAUCGGCUCACCUUCGGCCAAACCGUGGCCAUGAGCGUCAAGUCGUCCAGUUUCAUGCUGCUUGCCAUCUGUGGCGGCGUCCAAGCGGGCAUUUUCAACGGCUGGACGAACAUUUUGCCCACCAUCAUCAAGAGCGGGGCCAACGAGCUGAGCUUUUACAGCCAACUGGCCGGCAUUGUAGCAGCGUUGAUUGCAGGCAAGCUGUGUGACACUCUGCUCAAGCGGCGAUUCAAGAUUGUGAUUGUGGUCUUGUUCUGUCUCGGCAUCGGCUGCCUGGUGUGGUUUACGCUGAGCUUUCCCGUUGGCGACACGUCUGCCGUCAUCAAUUCCUCCUAUCUGGCCAACGGGUUUUCCAUUUCGCUGGCCGGCUUCUUCUUUGGUGGCUGCAACCCGCUCUUCUACGAGCUCGCAGCGGAAAUCACCUACCCGCUUUCCGAGGACUUGACGGCCGGCAUUCUGACCCUGUUCAACAACUUGGGGUGCAUUCUCAUGCUGCUCGUCACGGCCUAUGUCGAUGCGGAUGAUAUCAACACGUUUGCAACAUGCGGAUUUGUCGCCUGCUUGCUUCCGCUCGUGUUUGUCAAGGAGCGUUACCGUCGGCUCAAUGCCGAGGAGGCACGACUCAAAACCAAGUAACAAACGCAAAAAGGAGGGAGAGGUGCGUGCGUGUUAUCCUUUUCUUUGUUCUGUGUUUGUUCUAAUGCCAUGCAGUGUGUACAAUAGAGUUACAGUUAAUAAAAACAAACCGGUUGUCGA